This is a messenger RNA of Oncorhynchus kisutch (coho salmon), 4567 nucleotides long. RefSeq names its product suppressor APC domain-containing protein 2-like. Bases 253 to 1701 code for a protein of 482 amino acids. The transcript has 6 exons. The record is from RefSeq and is a predicted model, not a curated record. NCBI's taxonomy places the organism in Eukaryota, Metazoa, Chordata, Actinopteri, Salmoniformes, Salmonidae.
AUGCAGGAGCCGCAAGACUUGGGAGGGAAAGUAGAUACUUUCGUUAAGCGAAGGCAUAAAGAAAAGCUGGUCGGAUUUCUAAUCUGUUUUGGAGAAAUAUAGUCUAUAAAGACAGGUAGGGUAGGCUACUUAUAAACACAUUUAUUUUUGUAUCUCGCGUAAAGUAAUAAGACGUUGGUUAUAACCACAUUAUAAGAUAUAUCUUGGUGAGGUUUGAUUUUGGCAUCAUUCAAUUCAACGAUUGAUAACUUCAUGGCUUUGAUAGAAACUGAUACUGAUGGUAGCUGCAAAUUGAACGGGCCGUCGACAAUUUACGGUAGGAUUGGCACAAGAAGACAAGGCAAGACAGGCAUAACCGGUAAAAUGCAGCCCAAAGACACGGAAUAUUCAACAGAUGGGUUACCCAAAGCCUUUUUACACAGUCUGAGGACACUCUUUGACAUCCUUGAUGAUGGGAAGAGAGGAUAUGUGCACAUAUCGGAGAUUGAGAGUAGAUGGCAAGGGGCAGAUACUCAUGAUUUGUCCGGCGGGGUUCUGGAGUGUCUGAGGCUGGUGGCCCCACCUCAUGGCUGCCUGACAUUUGAGCGCUUCGUGGCGGGGCUGCGAUACUCCAUGCCGAAAGCGGACAACAACAACCACAUAAAGGCUCAGGUUUCCCUGCACCCGAAACAAGCACUUCUGCACUCCAAACGGCACCAUAUGCCAGCGCAAAAAACUGUCCCGCUCUCUACCUGCUCUGUCGGAACUCUGAUUGAAAACAAAGUUCGCCCACUGGGUCCAAGCAAUGGGACAAAUACGCAUCACAAACGCGCGUCCUCACUUCAGAGUCGUUCCAGACAUAAUGAGGGGAAAACUGGACACCCACCAGUCACCUCGGUCGUAGGGGGUCCCAUGCGUUACACCAAUACGGGUUAUGAGAGAACAGGCAGAAGUUUGGAACGGAUAACCAUUGUGCCCGAAAGCGGUUCAUUUCGAGCGGAUUCGGUUCGGAUGGGGAAGCAGACGCAUCCACAGAAGAGUCGGGUGAGGUCCACAGAGUCCCUUGCUCUCGAGUCGUCAAGUCUCCAAAAACCGAGUAUUGUGGAGGCUGGGUUACCGAGGUCCCAGAGUGAGUCAGUCACGGGAUUCACUGUCUCCAGACGCCAUGGGCGGAGCCGAGAUGAGCAGAGACGCCACACCAUCACCAACGGGGUGGAUUAUGGAAUGCUGAAGCAGAUGAAGGAGUUGGAGCAGGAGAAGGACUCUCUGCUGGCCGGUCUGGGCGUGGUGGAGCGGGCUAGAGAGUGGUACCAGACUCAGAUCCACAACGUCACCGAGAGACAGAGACACGUGGGCCAAAGCAACCACUGCACGGAUUCCUUCGCAGAAUCCCAGAAUCAAAGUCACAGGAAUGUUCUGCUUCCCAAGCUGCAGGAAGUCAACCGUUGCCUUAAUGACCUAAUUUCCUGCUCUGGAACGCAGUCUUUCCCAUCCUCCAGCUCCCAGCCCACAGUGAUCUCCUCCAGCUCCCAGCCUCCUGCCCCCCCACAAGCCAUUCAGAGACUAAAGGACCAGAACCGCCUUCUCACCCAGGAGGUGACAGAUAAGGGUAAGCGCAUCACUCAGCUGGAGCAGGAGAAGUCUGCUCUGAUCAAACAGCUGUUUGAGGCUCGCGCCCGGAGCACGCAUGACAGCAGCACCAUGGACUCCACCUUCAUCUGAAUACAGACACCAUAAUACAACCACACUGGGCUCCAGCUCUAUCUGACCCCCCCCCCAGUCACAACAAGACAACUGUAUCACUCCUACUGGAUUCCAUACUCAACUCACCACUUCUGUGAUGAAAGCACCUUGAACUUUAUACCCCACAUUGUACCACUCCCCUUGGAUCUCCCCAACUGACCACUCCACUUAAAAUGGCCUGCACACUAAUCUGGGCCGGCCACUCCUUGAGGGGAGGGACCCCCGAGUCAACCCUCCUAUAAUACAGUCAGCCUCACCCACUGGGCAAAAAUCCAGGAACACCAGUCUUACCACUCCUAACUGGGGCCUUCCCAGGAUUCCACUCCCACUUGAUCACUCCAAGGAUCUACUGUGAUGCACUAGGAUCCUACCUUAUUGGACCAGCCUUUAUGUUUACCCUCCCUCUCAUCACAGUAUAUCCUAUGUGAUUGGACAUCAUCGACUACAUUUAAAACCGCUACAGGGAGCUACAGGAUCCAUCCCUGCCAAUCACCAUGACAACAGCUGCUGUACAAAAUACAUUUGUUAUAGAGGGACUUCCAGACCGAUACACACACCACACUAAAAAUGUCGAUUUUUUUUUUUAAAUGAAAAAGUUGAUGUGCUGUGAUCUACCAUUCCAACACAUUGUUGUUACCCAUUUAAUCCAGAGACUUUGAUCCCGGUCACACAUUGGUCAAUAUUUCUCCCCUUCUAUUCCAAUACACCCAGUUGUGAACCUCAAAUCUUCAUUGACAUAGUUGAUAUGAUGAGAAGCUGAGCUCUCCUGACCUGGAGGGCACAAUGACUGUGCAGCAUCUCAUUUAUGUCUCUCUAAGUGCCCUUUAAGUGACGCACCAGUAUAUAUAGCCUAUUGCCCACCAUUUUAGAAGCAGAGCAGCGUGUAAAUAUCACAUUUUGUUUCCCUUAAAGUGAAUGUAUAUUGAGAACACCAAAAGGUCCUACAAGCCAAGGGGAUCGAGUAGAGGAGAGGGUAAGAGAGAGGUUUGCACGUAGAAGAGACUUGAAGAUGAGAAGGAUUGGUAUAUAUUGAAUGUGCAUUGAGCCCUGGUCCUCUGGAGCAGGGCGUGGCUCAGAGAAGAGGGCUGUUGUGUUGGCUAGUGGAAUUAAAGUGACUCCUUGGUUAUUAGGCCUCUAAUGUAAUGAUUCAUGCAAGACUGGUUUUAUCGUGCCACUUCUCCUCUGUGGUGUCCUGGAGCCUUUUUUUUUUUAAAGAAAAAAAAGAAUGUGAUCCCACUUUCUGUUCAUCCUGUACUAACAUGGUAUGUGAGACUUGGUUCCCUGAGAGGUGAACACCAAGCACAGGUGCAACCGCUCUUUACUGCUGUUCUUCAUAAUGGUCCCACUAAUCCAGGAUAAUAAACCACGUGGUCGACAGGGGCCGCUCAGUCUUGAACCCCCUUUUUAACUGAGAAUUAAAAAUAAAAAUCUUUUAGUGGCUGUAGAUUGCUAUGUAACGCAGCUAUGUGAUGAUGUUGCAGUGCAACUUGUAUUAGGUACUGUCGUUAUGUCUGCAUACCAAUACUCUCUGCUGUGACUGACUGCCUGUGACUGACUGCUGUGACUGACUGCUGUGACUGACUGCUGUGACUGACUCCUGUUUGAUUGUAUGUCUUUGGUCUCGUUAUCUCGCUGCACAUGAGUAUAUGCCACCCUAUCAUUUCCUAUUUCAAUUGAAGUAUUCCCACUUGACUGUAAAAUAAACACCAAAAGGUGCCAAUAAGGUCAUACUAUCGAUCAGCCACCUUUUCAUCUAUUUUGUGGUGUUUUACCUUGUGAUUAAUUUAGCCUUGCUUUUUCAUUCCGUUGUAUUCCAGGGUUGAUCCAGAUGAGGGUGGUUUUAAGAUGUUAAAUUAGCAUCUUGUUGAACAAAGUUGACUUGAUUUAGAAAGCAGUCCCCUCUAUGCAGGUGGAUGUAAUGGGUCAGGAUGUUGACUGAACAGCUUUUGGGUGCAGGGUGCCUCCAAGUCCUGUUUUUCAACCAGAAUCUUACAAACUCUGGGUUGCAGACUGAGUAGGUUAAUUGACGUUUAUCAACAUUGAUAACGAAAUUCUCAUAACAGCAUGGCACAGUUGGGAGCUUGUAAUGUACAUAGGACCUGUUAUAUUACCUCUAAAACAACCUCUUUUCCAGUAUAGCAGAUAUUUAGAAAGUGAAGGAAAAUAUAAAUAAUUCUUACUUUGGUUAAAAAAGGUUUAUACAGACAGCACACUGGGCAAAUAUUUCACAUCUGGAUUCAUAUUUGAUUUGUUGUUGUCAGCAAACAUGAAUUCAAUUUAAAAAAUCAACCAGUAAAACCCUCUUGUUGAUUUGUGGUUGAAACCCGUGUUGAAUUUAAACCAUUUCUGCAACAUCAAUCAAAGAGCCAUAUUUGUUUACGUUGUGGGGAACAACAAUGUGCGGGGGUGUCUAUGGAAGAAUGUUGCAUCUUAUUAAAACUGUUGAUACACAAACGUCUCAAUGAGAAAGUGUGUAAGAGGACAGGUAUUCGAGGACGUGUAGCUUUGUCUUGAACCAGGCUUCCCUAAAACAGGUGUUGACAACAACGUGAUUUUGGAGGUAUGGCAACGCGGGACUAGAUGGCGGGUAGUAGUGCUCAUGUGUGGAGAGAAAGAAGACUGUCUUGUUUAUCUGGAUAGAAUUACUGAUACAUUUGCAUCUGAUACUCUUUCUUCCUCUUCUUUUGUAAAACUCUUUGUCGGUGGCUGCCAGUAAAUAGCACCGUUAAAUAAUCACACACAUAUAAUAGCGCUUAACUAGUUGACUGUUUUUUUUCUCCAAUUUGUUCUUUCUGAUCAAAUAAAAAAGCAACCCGUGCCAAGUUGAUGGACAGGUUGAAAUGAA